GACCAGACAGACACAAAGCCGUUCACCUGUGCGCACAAAGAGGAAUAAUCUGGAUCAGGAGAGCGACUAGCGAACCAGCAACCCUCCAGAAACCAUCGACAUGCUCCCAAGCAAAGCUUCAGCCACGUUCAACACUACAACACUACACAAAAACAGCUCAACGAACCCAAAGGGGAACGUUGCUACAACCUACAAGUGAAAACUCCGCACCACUUCACAAAACAAUAAAUCUCUCCAAGCAAAAUCCAGACUCACUGAGGGUCACAACAGUAAAAUGUCUGAGGCUGAUGGAAUAGUGUACUCGGAUGUUAAGUUCACAAGACCGAAGAGAAACACCCGUGGGACCGUUUCCUCAGAGGCUGAACCCACAUACUCUGAAGUCAGGUACUUGAAGACUCAGCCAUCCACAGAGCUCCCUGGUUCCCAACAACACCCAGUGUCAAAUGGAGGGUCAAAGGUCACAGCAGAGAGAGUGGUCAUAGUAGUUCUCAGUGCUCUCCUGGUAGCUGCUGUCAUCGCUCUCAGCUUUACCUAUUCUAAAAACAUUCAAACCAUGAAAUGUCUCCAAAAUCUGUCAGCUGUGAACAAAAAUCUCACAGAGAGACGCUGUGAAGUAAAAUCAUGCAACACGGUGCAGCAAACAUGUCCACAACCUCCUGUAGUAAAAGAAAAUGACUCAUGUACAAAAUGUGAACAUGGCUGGGAGCAGCAUGGAAGACAGUGUUAUUAUUUCUCCACUGAUUAUUUAACCUGGAGUAAGAGCAGAGAUGAAUGCCGACAGAAAGGAGGAGAUCUGGUUCAGAUAGACAGCAGAGAGGAGCAGACAUUCCUGGAGCUGAAACUGAGAGAAAAAAUGAACUCUGAUGAGGACAAGUUCUGGAUCGGACUGACAGACUCAGAGAAAGAGGGCACAUGGUUGUGGGUAGACGGCUCACCACUGAACGAGAGGUUGACAUUUUGGAACGGCAGUGACCCAGAUAACUGGACAGUGGGAGAUCCUGAUGGAGAGGACUGUGUGAGGAUGGGAGAGAAAACAGGAGCUCCUGAUCUGAAAUGUUGGUUUGAUUUCUCCUGCAAAGCGUCUUUCAGAUAUAUUUGUGAGAAACCAGCAGAAACUGGACAUUGUAAGUGUCUGAAGUUUAAAUGAAGUCUCAGCCUCUUAAACAAUCUACUUUAUCUACUCUAUUUAAUCAAGAUACAGAAUUUGGAGAUGUUUUAUUUUUAUAUGUGUAAUGUUACAAUAAAUGAAUAAAUAAGGAAAAUAUUAAAAUGCAGUUUUUUUAAUGUGGCCAACAAUACUAUUAUAUAUUAUAUCAUCAGACUAUAGUAUUCUUAUGUAUUAAUGGAAAAGCAGCUUUUUACUGUCAUAGUUUGUUGAGGUGGAGCUCAUUUUUAACUGUUAUCAUGUUAUUAUAUUAAUUGCUGUUCAUAUAUAUGAUUGUUUUCACAAUUCAAUGUUUUAACAUGAAAAAUUACUUAAACAAUUAUCACCAGUUUAUUUUCUGUUAAUCGACUAAUCAUUUCUGCUGUACUUGUAUACUGUUGGGUAGUUACAUUUAUAUUAAAACAUAACAUUUUAUAAA
Dicentrarchus labrax (European seabass) is the source of this 1583-nucleotide messenger RNA. Its product is annotated as C-type lectin domain family 4 member E-like. The record is from RefSeq and is a predicted model, not a curated record. Bases 275 to 1147 code for a protein of 290 amino acids. Lineage: Eukaryota; Metazoa; Chordata; Actinopteri; Moronidae. The transcript is spliced from 9 exons.